Rasamsonia emersonii CBS 393.64 is the source of this 1698-nucleotide messenger RNA. Its product is annotated as Long-chain-fatty-acid--CoA ligase. Gene Ontology annotation, molecular function: medium-chain fatty acid-CoA ligase activity. Gene Ontology annotation, biological process: fatty acid metabolic process. Bases 1 to 1698 code for a protein of 565 amino acids. Lineage: Eukaryota; Fungi; Ascomycota; Eurotiomycetes; Eurotiales; Trichocomaceae. The record is from RefSeq and is a predicted model, not a curated record. The transcript has 5 exons.
AUGCGGAUUCAUUGUCUCAUCCGACCAGGAAGGACCGCAGGGUCCCGAAUGCUGCAGCGCACCGGCUCCCUGGCUCAAAGGCAGCUGAACGUCACGCCGCUACAGUAUCGCAGUCUGUUGACACAAAGCUAUGCGCGUGGUCCUACAGAGGCAACCUAUGCCCUUUUCAAGCUUGGUGCAAUCCUGGUACCACUCAACCCGUCUUUCAAUGCCAACCAGGUCGUCGCUGCCUUAAGCCACCUUGAGGCGAGCCAUUUAAUCAUCAGUACCGAAGCGAACCUACCACGACGCGAACCCAGGAACAAUAUGCCCCUUUUGAAGCACAUCGUCCCCGACCUGGAUGCGGCCAAGGUCGAAUCGCAAUUGAUACCGUCACUAAAAAAGAUAGUGAUCGUGGAUAAUUCCUCCGGCAGAGUAGACAUAUCCCCGUACAAAUCGUUAACCCCAUACUCCUCAAUUAUGUCUGAGUUGGUAGCAGACGGUCGACCAUUGCCGCCUCAAGGCCUCUCUCUCCAUGACAUUGUCAACAUUCAGUUCACAUCGGGAACAACGUCCAUGCCUAAAGCAGCCUGUCUGAGCCAUCGGUCGAUCCUGAAUAACGGCGCCCAGAUUGGUGAUCGGAUGCUCCUCACCCCGGAAGACAUCGUGUGCUGUCCUCCGCCGCUUUUUCACUGUUUCGGCUGCAUAUUAGGGUACAUGGCAACGGCAACACACGGUUCAGCCAUCGUUUUCCCCUCCGAGUCUUUCAACGCGAAGGCAGCGCUGAAAGCUGUCCAGGAGGAAAAAUGCACAGCGCUCUACGGCGUCCCGACAAUGUUCAUUGAAGAACUGGGGUUGCUGGAGAGCGGAGAGGUGCCGCAUGAAGGGUUUCAGUAUCUGCGGACCGGCAUCGCUGCCGGCAGCAGUGUCCCCGCCGAGCUGAUGAAGAAGUUGCACAAGACGCUGAAUCUGACGGAACUGACCAUCUGCUAUGGCAUGACGGAGACGAGUCCCGUGUCAGCCAUGACGACGACCGACGACCCCAUCGAGAAGAGAAUCAACACUGUCGGGAGACUCAUGCCCCAUGUCGAAGCCAAGAUCGUCAAUCCUCACAACAAGAGCGAAAUCCUUCCUGUCAAUACCAAGGGCGAACUGGCUGUCACAGGAUACUUGCUGAUGAAGGAGUACUGGGGCGCACCCGAGAGGACGGCCGAAGUGAUGAUCCCAGACGAAGAAGGGAAAAUCUGGAUGCAUACAGGAGACGAGGCCAGCAUGUCCCCAGACGGCUACAUCACCAUCACAGGACGAAUCAAGGACCUGAUCAUCCGCGGCGGUGAGAACAUUCACCCGCUGGAGAUCGAGAACUGUCUCCUCGCCCAUCCGGCCGUGUCCGAGGUAUCCGUCGUCGGAGUCCCCGAUGAAAAAUACGGCGAAGUAGUGGGUGCAUUUGUUGUCCGGAAGAGCAGCAGCAGCAGCAGCGGUAAUACUGGACAGGAAGAGAAGAAAGAGCCCAACAAAGACGUAAACCUAAUAGAAGAAUUGAGGGAGUGGGUGCGCGAGAAAUUGAGCAAUCACCUCGUCCCGAAAUACAUCUUCUUCCUCCCAAACUCAGACGCCUUCCCCAAGACUGCCAGUGGGAAAAUCCAGAAAUUCAAACUCCGCGAGAGGGCGAUUGAGCUUCUGAAGGACUCCUCCUCCGCUUCCUCCUCCGCCUCCUAG